AUGGCUGCCACAACUCACAUAGCCAUAGUCACGGUCCCAGUAUACAGCCAUCUACGUUCAAUUCUCGAGUUCUCCAAGCGACUAGUUCAUCUCCACCAUGACAUCAAUGUCACAUGCAUCAACCCUACAUUUGGUUCACCUUGCAACAACACCAAAUCCCUUUUCGAUUCUCUUCCCUCAACAAUUAACUACAUGUUCCUACCACCAAUAAACUUGGAGGACCUUCCACAUGACACUCACCCCGCAAUCCAAGUUCAAGUCACCAUCUCUCGUUCUUUACCUCUAAUCUAUGAUGCAUUGAAGACACUGCAUGCUAGCAGAAGACUCGUUGCAGUCAUUUCUGAUGGUUUGAUGUCACAAGUGUUGCACUUUGGCAAGGAACUUGAUACCUUGUCCUACACGUAUUUCCCAUCCACAGCUAUGUUACUAUCACUAUGCUUGUAUUCUUCCAUGCUAGACAAGACAAUUUCUUGUGAGUACAAAGACCUUUUAGAACCUAUGGAGAUUCCUGGUUGCAUUCCUAUUCUUGGGACUGAUCUACCGGACCCUCUUCAAGAUCGAUCAGGUGUAGCAUACAAGGAGUUUCUUGAAGGUAAUGAAAGGUUCUAUUUAGCUGAUGGUAUAUUGGUCAAUAACUUUUAUGAGAUAGAAGAAGAGACCAUAAAGGCCUUACAACAAGAAGAAGGAAGAGGAAUCCCUUCUGUUUAUGCAAUUGGACCCUUUGUGCAGCAAAAGGUGGCAUGCAACGACGAAAGUGACAAAGAAUGUUUGAGAUGGUUAGACAAGCAACAACACAGUUCCGUCUUGUAUGUUUCUUUCGGAAGUGGUGGCACACUUUCUCAUGACCAAAUAAACGAGCUUGCUUUGGGUUUGGAACUAAGUGGCCAAAGAUUCUUGUGGGUGUUAAGACCACCAAACAAGUUUGGAAUCAUUAACGACAUUGGUGCUAAAAAUGAGGACCCUUUUCAGUUUUUACCAGAAGGGUUUCUGCAGAGAACAGAAGGGAGUAGUUUGGUGGUUCCUUAUUGGGCAUCUCAGGUUGAAAUCCUAGGUCAUGGUGCGAUUGGUGGGUUCCUAUGUCACUGUGGUUGGAACUCCACGCUUGAAGGUGUUGUGCUUGGGGUUCCACUCAUAGCAUGGCCACUCUUUGCGGAGCAAAAGAUGAAUGCUGUUUUGCUGACAAAUGGUUUGAAAGUGGCUCUUAGGGUUAAGGUGAAUGAGAAGGGUAUAGUGGAAAGGGAAGAGGUAGCUAGGGUUAUAAAGAAUCUAAUGGUGGGUGAAGAAGGGGAAGAAAUUCGUAAGAGAAUGAAAAAGUUGGAAGAUGCUGCUGCUAAUGCGUUGAAGGAUGAUGGAUCCUCAACAAGAACCCUAACACAGUUGGUGCACAAAUGGAAACGUUUAACUUUGGGAGUUGCAUGA
Messenger RNA from Cajanus cajan (pigeon pea), 1419 nucleotides. Its product is annotated as hydroquinone glucosyltransferase. The record is from RefSeq and is a predicted model, not a curated record. NCBI's taxonomy places the organism in Eukaryota, Viridiplantae, Streptophyta, Magnoliopsida, Fabales, Fabaceae. Gene Ontology annotation, molecular function: UDP-glycosyltransferase activity.